CAGAAAACCCAGUCCGGUGAAGGGGGAAAAAAAAACCCACCAUUUUUGAGAAAGCGAUGGCCGUCCGUCUCUCUCAUCCCUUCCUCUCCUCCUCUCUUUCCUUCCCCGCCCGAAGAAGAUCCCUUCAAAUCUGCAAAUUUUCCGUCCAAAAUCCAAUCCCGAGAUCGAUCGAAACUCAAAAGCUAGUGUUGGAGGUAAAAGAAAAGCUUGAAAUAGAGCAUCCCAGCCUCCCCAUAGGAAGAAAUGGAAGAGAUGAUGAAGAUAUGAUCCUAUGGUUUCUGAAGGACCGAAAGUUUCAAGUUGAAGAUGCAGUCUCAAAAUUAACAAAAGCUAUUAAAUGGCGUCAAGAAUUUGGCGUGUCGGAAUUGUCAGAAGAAUCCGUGAAGAACAUAGCUGGAACAGGAAAAGCCUACUUGCACGACUUUCUCGAUGUCAAUGGUAGACCAGUACUGGUAGUGGUAGCAUCCAAGCAUUUCCCAACACAGAACCAGGAUCCCAUUGAGAGCCAGAAGCUUUGCGCCUUCCUGAUCGAGAAGGCAUUGAGUAAACUUCCUACUGGCAAAGAAGAAAUACUUGGAAUCUUCGAUCUCCGCGGAUUCGGUACAGAAAAUGGGGAUAUUCUGUUCCUGAAGUUCUUGAUUGAUAUGUUCUAUACAUACUAUCCGAAGCGGUUGGGUCAGGUCCUUUUUGUGGAUGCUCCAUUUGUGUUUCAGCCAAUUUGGCAGCUGGUCAAGCCGUUAUUGAAAUCAUAUGCUUCUUUGGUGAGAUUUUGUUCGGCGGAAACAGUUAGAAAGGAAUAUUUUACAGAAGAGACGGUGCCAGCAGACUUCAGAGGCUGAGAAUGCCUCGACCCAAACUCCAGUUUUUGAUAUAUAAAUCUCAAUCAACCCUGCAAUGAUCUUUGGAAUGCCAAGAUAAUGGUCUAUUUAUUAAAUGCUGUUGCAUAAGCAUUCCUUCUGGGAAAUGUCACGGAUAAACUGCUCAUUUCAAAGCAUCAUGGCUAGCCUGUCAUGACUCACGACAUA
This is a messenger RNA of Magnolia sinica, 1025 nucleotides long. RefSeq names its product phosphatidylinositol transfer protein CSR1. The record is from RefSeq and is a predicted model, not a curated record. The coding region runs from base 57 to 839 and encodes 260 amino acids. The transcript has 6 exons. NCBI's taxonomy places the organism in Eukaryota, Viridiplantae, Streptophyta, Magnoliopsida, Magnoliales, Magnoliaceae.